Molecule: messenger RNA, 3991 nt
Organism: Girardinichthys multiradiatus
Lineage: Eukaryota; Metazoa; Chordata; Actinopteri; Cyprinodontiformes; Goodeidae
Gene: tyw2
Product: tRNA methyltransferase 12 homolog
Exons: 7
Coding region: 369-1559 (396 amino acids)
Biological process (GO): tRNA methylation
Cellular component (GO): cytoplasm
Molecular function (GO): tRNA methyltransferase activity
Source: RefSeq, a predicted model, not a curated record
CUUUCAGUUCUUGCUUCAUUUUCUAUUGACUAAAGCUGCUAUAGCGAGCCUAACCUUAGUUUUAAAUAUGUUAAACAACACCUUGUCGCCAUCUAGCAUUAGCCAGAAAUUGUCUAUCUUGCCAAUUAUAUACCCUUUUUUUAUAUUUUUCUUAUAUCUUAUCCUGAGUUUUGUACUGUAACUUAAAACAACGCUUCAAAUAAAGAAAUAUAAUUUUAUUACUAGAAAGCUUAAUGUCCGUUCUUUAUAGCAGUCCGACUUGAAACAAAACCGUAUUCAAUGGCAGCUACCCCAUUGGUUGCAUGUAGCUUUUAACAAAAUAAUAACUUUAAAUAAUAAAUGCAAGCGGUGUAUUUUCUUGCUCACAAAUGGAUGGCGUACCUUGUCUUCGUGUGUCUCGUUGUCAGACACAGCAGUUCAGGGGAUAUCUCCAGUCCAGAGGGAUGUUGGACCAGCGUUUUAACUUGGUUAAACAUCCAGACGGGACAGUCCUUCUUCCCAUUUUAUCAUCCUGCCUCUCACAGCUGGAUCUGCUGUCUCUCAGCAACACUUUAGCUUCAGAUGUUUGUGACUUAACCUGGAGUCAGUCUCCACUGCAGUCGAAAAAAGAGAAGAGGAGGACAGGUGGAAAUAAAAUGGAGAGAACCCUUCAGGAUCUGUUGGAGUCUUUGGGUGAAAGGUGGAUGGUUGAGUUGAGGAGAGAUCUUCCUAGGAGUUUCCAGAGGCAUGGAGACCUCAUCCUGCUGGGUGACAACUGUUUUACCCUGCCACUAUGGAAGAAAAUAGGUGGUCAUUUAUGGGUUGCAGUUGCCGAAGUGUUGGGGGCAAAGCGGCUUGCAAAGAUGAGUCGAAUAUCCAAGGAUGGAUUUAGGUCUCCUGUAGUAACAAUGCUGUUAGGUGACAACAGCUGGGUCAAACAUGUGGACAAUGGCAUUAGCUAUGAGUUUGAUGUAACCAAGUGCAUGUUCUCAGCGGGGAACAUCACAGAGAAGCUCCGUGUGGCCGGAUUUGACUGCAGAGGAGAGACAGUAGUUGACUUAUAUGCAGGUAUUGGAUACUUUACCCUCCCCUAUCUGGUGCAUGCGAAGGCCAGCCAUGUUCACUCCUGUGAGUGGAACCCUGACGCUGUCGCUGCUUUACAGAAAAACCUGGAAGUAAACGGGGUGUCAGACCACUGCACCAUCCAUCAAGGAGACAACCGUCAAGUUCAGCUGUGUAAUAUCGCCGACCGUGUGAACUUGGGUCUCAUCCCGAGCUCUGAGGACGGCUGGCCCGUCGCAUGUCGGCUGCUGAAGAGAACGACUGGCGGCGUUUUGCACAUUCACCAGAACAUCACCUCUUCGUUACAGAACGGUGCUCCUCAAAAUGUUUCUGCAAAGAACGCUGACAGAGAGGUGUGGAAGGCCUGGGCCGAUGAUACUGCAAACCGAAUAGCUUCUCUUUUAAGGGACCUCACCGGUGCACCGUGGGUAAUAAAUAUUCAGCACAUAGAGCAUGUGAAGUCUUAUGCGCCUCAUGUGCACCAUGUUGUCCUGGAUCUGGACUGUAGACCUUUCUGAAUUAAAAUAGAAACAUAUUGUAAGAAAACAGUUUGAAAAUGUUCUUACUCUGGAAGAAAUAAACAUUUCCAGUGCAAACUCGCUCAGACACAACCGAAUUCUGCAAAGUUUAGAACCCUUUCAUUUAACCUGGGCAGGUGGACUUAGCACAUUCGCUGUCUCAGACUUACUCUUCCAGCUAAAAUGAGCUCCUCCCAAGGAAAGCUUCAAUCUUAUCUGCUGCUCCCCACAAAGCCUUCAUACAAAGACACAUCAUUGUUGGAAUAUUCACUGACUUUGCCACAAAUAUCUGAUGGCUGGUCUGCCAUCUGCAGACUGAGAUAUGACCAAUCCAUGUGUUGUUUACAGAAAGUACCCAAGCCUUUCCAAAUUCCAAUAAAGUUACAAAUAAAAGUUCAAAUAUUUAAGCAGAACUAGAAGUGAAGAUCUGUUAAAAACUCAGAAUUAUUUAGACAAUUUGUUUAUGUAUAUUUAAAAUAGUUUCCGGUAUCACUGACGAUUCAAAGACAAGCCCACCAAAAAGAAAGGAGAAUCAGCGGUGGUGGUUCCAUACUGAGGAUUCUCUGCAUGCUUUUAUUAGAGUGGAUAUAAUGUGAAUCACAUGGUGUGACCUUCACAAUAAUCCUAUCUGAGUUUGGUUGAGCAGAUAAAGGAGGAUUUGCUCCAAAAAAGGGAUUUUACUUCUCGAUGAUUAAGGUUUAUCUGCUGAAGCACAAAGUCGGGAUUGUUUCAAAGGAAGAACGAAGCUUUGUUGGCAUCUUUGUUUUUUAUUCGUCUGCAGGUGGACAGAAAUGUACAUAUUGUUUCUGGGUCUUAACUGAUGCAUUUGAGCUGUUGUUUUUCAGGGUGAAAUGGUUGUGGAAUAGGAAGAAUCAGGCGUAUUUUAUUGUGGAUUUUCUCUAAUCCAAACAGGGUCAGAAUUAUACAUACACACUGUAUUAUAAAGCACCACUAAUAUUUCGUCAAAUGUGCCCUAUCAAGUUGCACGUUGACCACGCACUUGUUGUACCAAUCAUAAACCUUCUGCCAUAGUUCUUUCCAGGACUCAACCACUCAUCUUAUUCAGAACGGUCAGCUUCAUUUAAAUUGGUUGUUGCUUGACUCCAACAUGGCUUUAAACCAAAGUUCAUACAUUUUCCAAAGGGUUCGGGUUACAGCCAGUCCAGAAUCUGAGUUUUAGCUUGAUUUAUGAAUUAUUUGGGAUCUUUGUCCUGUUGGUAGACUCUAGUGUGUCCAUGUUUUAACCAUCUAGCUGUUUAACUGAGAAUAUAAUCGAAAAAAUGUCUUUAUUUCAGUAACUCCCUGAGACAAAUUAUAUAGAUUUCUUACACAAGACUGAACAUUUAAAUCAUUUUUAUCUUAAUAUAAUUUUCCACUUACAGCUACUGAAAACACAUUUAUGAUUAGAAUAUUGAGGCACUUGAGACAACAUGUGUUGUGAAUUGGCGCUAUAUAAAUAAACUGAAUUUAAUUGUAUAUUACAUCAGAUCUAUAAAAAAAACUUUGAAAUGUGGGCCUAAUGAAAAGUAUGUUUAAAACCUGCUUCAAGGUAGUUUUCAAACUGUAGUUUUAAUCUGACAAAUCAGGCUCAUUGGAAAGCUUAUUUCUUAUUUAUUAAAUAACAGUAUUUAAUAAAUACUGUACCAGUACAAAUGAUAGCAAGAGACCCUUAGUAUGAUACUUCCACCACCAUGCCUCACUGUUGGUAUAGUGUUACUUGGUUUGAGCUUCACCUUGACUCCUGCAGACAUACUUUUUGUCAUUGUGGCCAAAAAUCUCAGUCCUUCUCAUACAACGACAAGACUUUUUCUCCUGAGCUCCAAAUGAGCUUAAUCAUUUCUGGUAAGAAAUAGCAAUGAAAUUGUGCCAGAAGCUCGUUAGCUGCUAGAUAAACCGUUGGGUUUUCCUGCAGCUUCCUACGAGGAUUUGUGCAACCAUGUCUUGCUUAAAAAAAAAAAGUGAAAUGUUUUAUAUCUAUCUUACUCUGGAAGAACAGUUCCAGAAAAUGUACAUGAUAUGCAUGUCAGUGAGGAUUGUUUAUAAACCUAUGGCCAGAACUGUUAUUGGCCGUUAAAGUGAGAAAAUGACAAAGUUUUCUACAUCUCUAAAUGACAAAGCCUUCGACUAUGUGUAAUCUAGAUAAACCUCACAAUUACUGUAAAGAUAUCUUAAUUAAAACAGAUCAUUUCAGUCCCACACAGAACCCAAAGCAUGAUUAGAUGAAAUUGGAUUAAAACAAAUGGUUUUAAAAGAGUUGCUGUAAUUUUCUUUGGCCCCAACUGAACGGUUUUAGUUUAUUGCAUUAAGAUUCUGUUAUUAAAAAGAUUUAACAAUGUUCUGAUUUUUUUAUAAUAUUGCAUAUUUUUACAAAACAGUGUAUAUUUAAUAAUAUUGCUGUUAAACUGCGAUUAAUAAAGUAUUUUUGAAUUGAA